UGAAGCACCUCUGUGGCUUCACAUGGAUGGAUGUGUGUUUUGCUGUGAACUGUGUGAGCUCUGCUCUCGCUCCUGUAUGUCAGCGAAUCACUGCAGCAGAAUGGAGACGUGAGAAAACAGCGCUGUGUUUUAUUAAAUCACACCGCCGCUGUCGAGGAACUUUUUUUUUUUUUUUUAAAUAUUAUCUCUUCCUCUCUUCCUACAAAUUACGGACGCGCAUUAAAUUUGAUAUCAGAAGUCAUGGAAGUCGCUCCUGCAUUUCUGUUUCUGCAGUGCGUCUGUCUGCGCGUUUCUCUGGCGGCUGAUUGGGAGUUUGUGGACACUAAUUUUGCCUUCAUCGGUGAUGCAAUCGACUACAAAGAUCCGUGUAAAGCUGCUGCCUUUCUGGGAGAUAUCGCCCUUGAUGAAGAUGACCUCCGCAUGUUCAAAGACGCCCACAGCAGCAAUGGUGCACAGCACACUGUCAAAACCAACCACACAGACUCAGUUAAUAGCACCACUUCCAGUGAAAGUAUCAGGAGUGCAGACAGACAGAGUCUCCGUCGCCGGAGGAGAGCAGCCACUUCCAGACCUGAGCGAGUGUGGCCAGAUGGCAUCAUCCCGUAUGUCAUCAGCGGGAAUUUCAGUGGCAGCCAGCGAGCCAUUUUCCGUCAGGCGAUGCGUCACUGGGAGAAACACACUUGUGUGACGUUCACUGAGAGGACGACUGAAGAAAGCUACAUUGUUUUCACUUACCGACCUUGUGGGUGUUGCUCCUACGUGGGGAGGAGAGGUGGCGGCCCUCAGGCCAUCUCUAUAGGAAAGAACUGUGAUAAGUUCGGCAUUGUGGUGCAUGAACUUGGCCACGUGAUCGGCUUCUGGCAUGAACACACACGUCCGGACCGUGACGAGCAUGUAAGCAUCAUCAGAGACAACAUCCAACCAGGACAGGAGUAUAACUUCCUGAAGAUGGAGCCAGGUGAGGUCGACUCACUCGGGGAGGUGUACGACUUUGGCAGCAUCAUGCAUUAUGCAAGAAAUACAUUUUCAAGAGGCAUCUUUUUAGACACCAUCCUGCCCCGUUACGAUGUCAAUGGAGCCAGGCCACCUAUUGGACAGAGGACCAUGCUUAGCAAAGGGGACAUCGCACAAGCCCGCAAGCUCUACAAGUGUGCGAGGUGUGGGGAAAGCCUGCAGGACAGUGCUGGAAACUUCUCUUCUCCUGGCUUUCCAAAUGGCUACUCGGCUUACGGUCACUGUGUCUGGAGGAUUUCUGUCACUCCUGGAGAGAAGAUUGUUCUGAAUUUUACUUCCAUGGACCUCUUCAGGAGUCACUUGUGUUGGUACGAUCACGUGGAGGUUCGAGAUGGCUUCUGGAGAAAAGCUCCUCUGAAAGGCCGUUUUUGUGGAGACACACUUCCAGAUCCGAUCAUUUCAGCUGACAGUCAACUGUGGAUUGAAUUCAGAAGCAGCAGCAGCUGGGUUGGCAAAGGCUUUUCAGCAGUGUAUGAAGCCAUCUGUGGGGGAGAGGUGAAGCGGGACAGCGGCCAAAUCCAAUCGCCCAAUUAUCCUGAUGACUACCAGUCCAACAAAGUGUGUGUGUGGAAAAUCACAGUAGCGGAAGGUUUCGAUGUUGGCCUCUCCUUCCAGUCAUUUGAGAUUGAGAGACAUGACAGUUGUGCCUAUGACUAUGUGGAGGUGAGGGAUGGCAGUUCGGAGACCAGCCCGCUGCUCGGACGUUUCUGCGGCUAUGACAAACCAGACGACAUCAAAAGCAGCUCCAACCAGCUCUGGCUCAAGUUUGUAUCUGAUGGUUCGGUCAACAAAGCUGGGUUUGCAGCCAACUUUUUUAAAGAGAUGGACGAGUGCUCCAGACCUGACAACGGCCAAUGCGAGCAGCGCUGCAUGAACACGCUGGGCAGCUACAGAUGUGCCUGUGAGCCUGGAUAUGAGCUGGCAGCUGAUAGACGUAGCUGUGAGACAGCUGCCUGUGGUGGGUUCAUUACAAAGCUGAAUGGUUCCCUCACCACCCCCGGUUGGCCCAAAGAAUACCCUCCCAACAAGAACUGCGUGUGGCAGCUGGUGGCGCCCACUCAGUACCGUAUCACUCUUGUGUUUGACGUGUUCGAGACCGAAGGAAAUGAUGUGUGUAAAUAUGAUUACGUGGAGGUGCGCAGUGGGUUGACUUCAGACUCAAAGCUUCAUGGGAAAUUCUGUGGAGCGGAGACACCCGAGGUCAUCACCUCCCAACACAACAACAUGAGGAUUGAGUUCAAGUCUGACAACACCGUCUCCAAGAAGGGUUUCAAGGCCCACUUCUUCUCCGAUAUAGAUGAGUGCUCCAAAGAAAAUGGAGGCUGCCAGCAUGAAUGUGUGAACACCUUUGGAAGCUACAGCUGUCAGUGUCGCAGCGGCUUCAUGCUGCAUGAUAAUAAGCACGACUGCAAGGAAGCGGGCUGUGAUCAUGUUGUAAAUAGUCUGUCAGGCACAAUAAGCAGUCCCAACUGGCCUGAUAGAUAUCCCAGCAAGAAGGCCUGUACCUGGUCUCUAUCCACGACCCCAGGACAUCGUAUUAAACUUGUUUUCAAUGAGAUCGACAUGGAGGCUCAUCUGGAGUGUGCUUAUGACCAUCUGGAGAUCUACGACGGCCGAGACGUGCAGGUCCCAAGUCUCGGACGUUUCUGUGGCACCAAAAAACCUUCUCCGGUCGUCUCCAGUGGCAACAAAAUGUUCCUGCGUUUUUUCUCAGACAACUCAGUGCAGAAGAGAGGCUUUGAGGUUUCAUACGGCGCAGAAUGUGGAGGAAGCCUAAAAGCCGAGGUCAAGACAAAAGAUCUCUACUCUCAUGCCCAGUUUGGAGAUAACAACUACCCCGGCGGCUCUGACUGUCUGUGGGUGGUCUCAGCUGAGAAAGGUUACGGAGUGGAGAUCAUCUUCCAAGUGUUUGAGCUCGAGGAGGAGGCCGACUGCGGGUAUGAUUACGUGGAGCUCUAUGAUGGCGCUGACAUCAAGUCUCCGAGGCUGGGACGAUAUUGUGGAUCUGGGGUCCCAGAGGAGGUUUACUCAGCUGGAGACGCCAUAGUUUUAAAGUUUCACUCAGAUGACAGCAUCAAUAAAAAAGGCUUUCAUGUACACUACACAAGCACAAAGUUCCAGGACACGUUACACGCAAGCAAGUGACUCUAAAUCUACCCCAAACCUAAAUGGAGACUUCACCCCUAACAUUUGGUGGGACACACCCAUUUCAGGACGAGGAGUGAAUGCAUGGAUUGACGCCACAAACACCAACCCACAUACUUUACAUUCACAUCUGUUAGAGUGAAGCCGAGGCAGAGAAAAUGCAUCUUUACUCUUCCUCACUACGUAGCUAUAUAGGAUUAAAGACAAGGACUAGCUUGCAGUGAUUUCUUUCGAGUAAAUUCAGUCGCACCGCCUGUAAUGAGCUGAUUACUUCAUAGCGCCGUGUUAAGAUAUAAAAUGUAUAUAUUGUGAUAUAGCUUACCUUGUUUUGUUUUUUAAUUUUAAAAUUGGAAUAUCAACUGUGUCACUGUUUGUGGUUGAAAGGUCGACCACUUCCAAUGAACGUGAUGGACUUUGUUGUGUUUUAUCACUGGAUAAAUGCAGAUUUAAUAUGUUGAAAGCUCAGUUUGUUCCUGACAUCAGACCUGGUCCCUUUGCAGUACAUUAACAUCGCUCACAGUAUAUUUUGGGCUCCUUUUCUCUCUCCUCUGGUUGGUCUUUCUGUGUGUUAAAUUGUCUCGCAGCAAACAUCAGGAACAGCUCGGCAAUGGGUGAUAUUUGCACCACGUUCUUUGAUCUAUUCAAUAGUUUCCCUUCACAUUUAGGACUAUUUGCUUAUCAGUAAAUGUUUCUCUACACUGACCUUAAAAAGCAGCUUAACAUCAGCUGAAGACCUUGAUUUUGUUUACCCCACAAUGACAGUAUAAGUUUUGUCUGUCCUGCUUUGUUCGCCUCACAGCUAAUCUAAAAAUGGGCAAAAACAUGAAUCAUUGGUGGACCUGAGGCAAGCUGAAUAAAGCCUGGGUAUUCUCAAACAAGCCACCUGUAAUGGCAACUACCUGUCAGUCAAAGUGACCACACUGGUAAUUAUCCAAAAUUUAAGCCUAAUAUAAUUUAAAAGGGUGAGUUAUAUAAAAAUUCACCCUCAGCACAGUUUUCAUGAACGGGGAAAUUAGCUAAAGAGACC
This is a messenger RNA of Larimichthys crocea (large yellow croaker), 4186 nucleotides long. Its product is annotated as bone morphogenetic protein 1-like. Gene Ontology annotation, molecular function: calcium ion binding; zinc ion binding; metalloendopeptidase activity. The transcript has 20 exons. Lineage: Eukaryota; Metazoa; Chordata; Actinopteri; Sciaenidae. The coding region runs from base 241 to 3159 and encodes 972 amino acids. The record is from RefSeq and is a predicted model, not a curated record. Gene Ontology annotation, biological process: proteolysis.